Arabidopsis arenosa is the source of this 1901-nucleotide messenger RNA. The record is from the annotation of a GenBank genome assembly. NCBI's taxonomy places the organism in Eukaryota, Viridiplantae, Streptophyta, Magnoliopsida, Brassicales, Brassicaceae.
AACAAAAGUUUCUUGCUUCUUUGCUCUUUGUCUUCUUUCUCUUCUCAGCAUAAAUCCACACCUCUCUCUCCACUGUUACUCACUUCUUUCACCACAUUUCUUUUCUCUUUUGGAGGAAAAAUCAAGAAAAAGAGAGAUAGAAUCUAGUUCUAUCCAAGAGUGUUUUUAGUGUCUUUCUCUGUUUUUGGCUAUGGAAGUUCGUUGCUCUGAUCUUGAAGUAGACAUCAAUGGAGAAGAAACCAUCUUUCUCAAUAAGCAAAUCAUAUGUGCUUAUUCUGGAACGUUAAGGAAACUUUUGGGGAAAUCAACUUGUUCCAAUGGAAAUCUCAAGGUGAUCUUUAAUGAUUUCCCUGGUGGUGGGGAGAGUUUCGAGCUUGUAUCGAGAUUUUGCUACAAUGACGGUCGAGUAGCUGUGAUGCCUUCGAAUGUUGUCUUCUUGCAUUGUGCUGCUAAGUUUAUGGAAGUCACUAAAGUCUUGGAACAAACAGAGAAGUGUAUGGAAGAGAUUCGGUAUUGGGCUUGGUCAGAGGUUCUUCUCUGUUUAAAACAGUGUCAAGAAGUUGAAACAUCGCCCGAAGCUGAUUCUUUAGCCGCGAAACUGAUGGAUGCGUUAGUGGAGAAACUGUGUUUAACCAUUGAAAUGAGUCCUUCUAGUGCUGCUUCUGCUUGUUCACCAGAUAGCAGCUUGUUUCGGUUUUCUUGUGACAGUAAAAGUACAGAGAGUUUCAAGAAUAGCUCUGUUCGGUUAACAUGGUGGUUCGAUGAAGUUCUUGUUCUAAGUGCCGGUUUGGUUGAAAUGUUUUUGAAGCUUAUGGUAUUGCGGAAAUUCGAUAAUCUCAUCAUAAGUAGGUUCUUGUUCUAUUACCAGAAGGUCAAGUUUUGCUCCGCAUCUUCUCAUGAGAAAAGAAAGAUUCUUGAAACCAUCAUUGAUACUCUUUGCGUCUUAGAUCGAAGUUGUGUCCCUUGCAAGAGCCUUUUCGGGGUUUUGAGGCUUGCUCUUGGAUUGAACAUAAACAAAAGCAGCAUGAACAAGCUGGAGCUUAUGAUAGGUCACCAACUGGAUCAAGCAACACUAGACAAUCUUCUUGUUCCAUCUCCAUCGAAAUCGAGUCACUUGUACUAUGUGAAUCUCGUUCUUAGAUUCACAAAAGCUUUCCUCGACGGAGCAAGAGGAGGAUUGCAAUUGAAGAAAGUCUCAAGCUUGAUUGAUCAAUACAUAGCUGAAGUAGCACCGGAUCCUUGCUUGAAACCUUCAAAGUUUCUGUCUCUCCUCACACUUGUUCCAGAUUCAGCCAGAGAAUCCCACGAAGAAAUAUAUCGUGCUAUCGAUAUGUAUCUCGAGGCUCACACAGGAUUAACCGAUGGCGAAAAACUCAACUUGAUACGAACAUUAAGUUACGAAAAGCUUUCAGGAGAAUCAAGAGCACACAUUUCCCGUAACCCGAAGUUUCAGGCAAUUGAGACACUAGAUGAACAACAACAACAACAACAACCGAAGCAGCUCAUACUCCGAAUGGAGAAGGUUGAGAUUUCAGGAGAGAACGAAAAGCUGAAGGAACAUAUUGAAGGGAUUCAGUGGCGGGUAAUGGAGUUGGAGAGAGCCUGUUUAAAAAUGCAGAAUCAGAUGGAAGUUAUCAAAAAGAGAUCCAAGAGCUCGAGCAAAGGAAGUAACAGAUCACUUCCUAAGCUCUGUUCUUGAUUAGUGAAGCUGUAGCUUACGAGAUCAUAUUUGUACAUAGAGUGAUAGAGCAUAAGGAGUCAAUUAUAGUUACAAUUUGUUUCUUAUGUUUCUUUGUUUACUGUCACAAAGUUGUGCGCAAGGAAAAGUAAAGAAAGAUUCGUAUUUAUGGAGAUGUUUAGGUUCUUGUUGAUACAAACUUAAAUCAAUCAAGUUUUCUUGU